GUUAGACCGGGUCAGCCGCGGCUAGACCAUGGUUAGGCACAAUAAUGGCACAUCCAGUAGAGGUAUAGCAACAUACAGAGAACAUAUGUUAUGACUCACGCACAUCCUAUAUUAGCGCAUCCGUCUCCCUUUACCGGUUCACUUUGCUCGAAUGGGCAUGAGGCUUUUUCGUGUGCAUCAGUUGAUGCGUCCUGGGCAGCGUGCGUGGAUUUGACGCAGGCUCAUUUAUGUUUGUGCGCAAAUUCAUCUACCAGGAAAUCUCGGCUACUGGACAUCCAGUCUUUGUAUCUAAUACACAUUCACUGAAUAAGAAACACUCCGCCGUAUACGGUAAUACUUUCCUCAAAUUUGAACUCAUUUUCAGGCAUCAAGAUAUCCGCCAUGUUUACGCGCCUUAUGGCUGGAUUCCCCCCAUUCCGCGAGGAUCUCCGUCGACGUUGCAGUUUCCGGCAGGUACAAACCUCGGCGUUCUAUAUGGUCACACGCUACGACAUGUUGACCACUUACGAAACCGCGUCACUGUUACCCUGUCCGAAGUUCCGGUAUUCUAUGGAUGCUACGCGCCUGCGUGGAAUCGCGACUCGGCUCCGGUCCGGUACUACAACCCGCAUAUGGGCGUGGGCUAUUUACCUGAUGGGCCGUAUGUCAAGGCUUG
Molecule: messenger RNA, 655 nt
Organism: Amoebophrya sp. A25
Lineage: Eukaryota; Dinophyceae; Syndiniales; Amoebophryaceae
Source: the annotation of a GenBank genome assembly